UCAUAUCAACAUAACCCAAAUACAAUUCAUAGUUUUUCUUUGCCAAAUUUUGCACACACAAAAGGCAAAAGAAAACACACACACAAAGAGAUGGGGAAAGAGAUUGAUAUUAAUGAAAUGGAAGAAGUUUUGGCGAAAUCAUUAGCAUUGUCGAACAACAACGUUAGCGUAGGGAAGCGCGAGAUGCCUCUGCUUGCGCUCAACCACGUCUCGUUUGUCUGCAAAUCUAUCAAGAAAUCCGUCGAAUUUUAUGUGCAAGUUCUUGGUUUCGUCCUCAUCAAAAGGCCCUCUUCCUUUGACUUUGAAGGAGCUUGGCUGUUCAACCACGGGAUCGGAAUCCAUUUGCUACAAGCGGAAAACAUAGAGAAAAAGAAGAGCAAAAUAAACCCAAAAGAUUGUCACAUUUCAUUCCAAUGCACAGAUAUGAAUCUAAUUAUAAGUCAAUUGGAAGAAAUGAAUAUUGAAUAUGUGACAGCAGUUGUGACUGAAGGUGGAAUAAUUGUGGAUCAGAUAUUUUUCCAUGACCCGGAUGGUUAUAUGGUUGAGAUAUGCAACUGCCAGAAUUUGCCGGUUCUCCCGCUCUCGUCUUGCCCACUUAAAAAAAUGCCGAGCCCUAAUUUCAGUCUCGCGAAAGUACCCUCUUUCUAUGGGAAAAAUCAAUGUGGUGGAGAAGUGGAAGCCUUAAUGAUGGAGAACUUGGCAAUGGACUUGUUGAACUUUUCCAUCUGAGAGAGAGAGAGAGAGAGAGAUGCUAUGCCACAAAAUACAAAUUCUUUUACCAUAAAUUGGAAUUUUAUAUGGAGAAAUUGAGAUGCUCGAGAAUUUUAUUUAUUAUUACACGUAUAAUAGUUAGUGAAUUUAAAUUUAUUUUUGUUUAUGUUUUGUUGUUGUUGUAAAUUAGGCUCUCAUUUGGAGUGAAUUUCAGUGUGAUAAAAAAAAAUGAGCAAUUUUUUGUUUUUAUUUU
Messenger RNA from Erythranthe guttata (spotted monkey flower), 964 nucleotides. Its product is annotated as glyoxylase I 4. Lineage: Eukaryota; Viridiplantae; Streptophyta; Magnoliopsida; Lamiales; Phrymaceae. The record is from RefSeq and is a predicted model, not a curated record.